Molecule: messenger RNA, 1944 nt
Organism: Apiotrichum porosum
Lineage: Eukaryota; Fungi; Basidiomycota; Tremellomycetes; Trichosporonales; Trichosporonaceae
Exons: 3
Coding region: 1-1944 (647 amino acids)
Biological process (GO): transmembrane transport
Cellular component (GO): membrane
Molecular function (GO): transmembrane transporter activity
Source: RefSeq, a predicted model, not a curated record
AUGGCGGCCUCAUCGCUGGAUUUGCAUCCAGACACCAGCACUCGCACCACCACCACCACCACCACCACCACCACCAACAACAACAAAAACACCACCUCCACAUCGGAGGCCCCGCAGCUGCCAUCGUUCCCGCGCGUCGCCACUCUGAGCAACCCGCCGACGCCGACAGUCGUGGGCUCGGAAGUAUCCUACGACGACAAGGAUGACAAGGAUGACAAGGGCCUGGGCGAGAUAUCCCGGCGGGGGAGCGACUCGGGCUCUGACCUGGUCAUGCCAGUGGCCAGCGACAGCGCGCCGGAGAAGAGCGACGACACGACCGUAGCCGUCAGCGCGACGCCUGCGGCCAGCGAGCGCGGCGUGCACGACCAGGAGAUGACGCUGUCGCCCACACGGCGCGUGGGGCUGAUUGUGAUUGUGGCAUUCACCAUGGCCAUGUCGUCGGCCGCGCAGCAGGGUCUGAACAUUGCCCUGCCGAUCAUCCAGGAGGAGCUGGGCAUCCUCGAGUCCAACCUCCAGUGGAUCUCGAGCGCGUACGCCUUGACCAACGGCUGUUUCCUGCUCCUGGCCGGCCGCCUGGCGGACGCGUACGGCCGCAAAAAGUGUUUCAUCGUCGGACUCGGUUGGUAUGCCAUCUGGUGCCUCGUCGGCAGCUUUAUGCACUCUGGCGCCGCGCUGAUUGUUACGCGUGCGCUGGCCGGUAUCGGCGCCGCUAUGGGCCUGCCGUCCGGCAUGGGCAUCAUCGCCGCCAACAUCCACGGCAAGACGCGCGCGACCGCGUUCGCCGUCUUCACGGCCGGCGCACCCUUUGGCGGCGCGAUGGGCAUGGUUCUCGGUGGUGUGCUGUCGUCGUACACCAGUUACACGUGGCGCACCGUGUUGUGGAUUUUUACCGGCGUCGCAGUGGUCAUUGUCGCGCUGGCCGUCUUCUUCGUGCCCGCCGACCCGAAGAAGGAGGCCUCGGGCAAGGAGGCGCGCCGCAUCGACUGGAUCGGCGCCGCGCUCGUCACCUGCGGUCUCGUCCUGCUCCAGUUCACCGUCAGCGACGGCAUGAGUGCGCCCCACGGCUGGCGCACGCCGUACAUCCCGGCGCUGUUCGCCGUGUCGCUCAUCCUCCUGCCGGCCUUCUUUGCGUGGGAGUACUACACCAUCCACUACACGAAUAAGGCGCCGCUCAUGCGCCUCUCGCUGUUCACGCGCGCCAACGGCCGCCUGGGCGCCAUCUACUUUGUCGGCUUUGUCGCGUGGCUCGGCUUUGUCAGCAUCGGAUACCACACGACGCUCUUCUACCAGCAAGUGCAGAUGACGGGCACGAUUGGCGCGCUCCUCCGUUUCCUGCCGGCGCCCAUCUCGGGCCUGCUGUGCGCGUUCGUCGUGUCCCGCGUCGUCCACCGCGUCCCGACACAGAUCCUCAUCUGCUUCGGCCUCAUCUGUACCGGCCUGGCCGCGACGUUCAUGGCCAUCUCGAAGCGCGACGAAAACUACUGGGGCCUGCCGUUCUGCUCCAUGUGGCUCGUCGUCAUCGGCGCUGAUUUCCUCAUGCCCACCGGCGCCAUCUUCGUCUCGCGCCUCGCGCUGCCCGAGGAACAGUCCGUCGCCGCAGCCCUCUUCCAGACCUUGCUCCAGCUGGGCGGCUCGUUCGGCCUGACCCUCACCUCGGUCAUCGCCACGGCGUACCAGAACAAGGCCCUGGCGCGCGGCGUGGAGGAAGUGGACGCGCUGCUCGAGGGCCUGCACGCGAGCUUCUGGCUGUCUGCUGCGUGCGCGUUCACGGCCCUGGCGCUGGCCGCGGCGACGCUGCAUGGUAUCGGCAUUGUCAGCCAAGUAGGCCAGGACGGUAAAGCGCCCAGCAAGGACAAGACGGUGGAUGCCGAGAACGGCAGUGUGGUGGAUGAGGAAGGUGAGGCAGUGGAGGUCGCGGGUGGCAAGGACAAGGAGAAGGCGUAG